GCACUCAUUGAAAGGCCAAAUUUCCAGUAUAUGUCAGAAAUACCUGAAUUCCUUUAUCGCGAUGGCCAGACAGAUCAAGUUCGUGACUAUCAAUUAGAAGGCAUAAAUUUUAUGGUGCAAGCUUGGACUAUUUUUUUCACCAAUUGUUGCAGACGAAAUGGUUGUAUCUUGGCUGAUGAAAUGGGACUAGGCAAAACUAUUCAAAGUAUUGGUUUCCUCUCCACACUUUAUCAUAAAUAUCGAGUUUAUGGUCCGUUCCUUGUCGUGGUACAGUUAAGUACAAUGGCUGCUUGGUUACAAGAGUUUGAAACUUGGGCUAGUGUACUCAAUGUAGUUUCAUAUAUUGGUGAUGCCAAUAGUCGAGACGUGAUUCGUCAAUACGAAAUAUUUGUGCAGGGCACAAAGCGUCUUAAAAUUCAUGUCUUGAUAACGACUUAUGAAAUCUUAAUUCGAGACAAAGCUUUCCUCGGCAGUUUCGAUUGGGCAGUAUUAAUAGCCGAUGAAGCUCAUCGUUUAAAAAAUAAUGAUUCGAUAAUGUAUUCAUGUCUUCAUAGAUUUUCAACGAAUCAUCGCCUUCUUAUCACUGGCACACCCCUUCAAAACUCCUUGAAAGAAUUAUGGGCUCUGCUCCAUUUUAUUAUGCCUCAGAAGUUUCAUUCAUGGGAAGAUUUCGAAAAGGAUUAUCCUGUGACUGAAAGAGAUAUCUGUGAGAAGCUUCGUUCUCAUAUUAAGCAAUUUGUUUUUCGAAGAACGAAAAAAGAAGUCGAGAAGUCAUUGCCAGCCAAGGUAGAACAGAUUUUGCGUGUCGAUAUGACCUCACAACAAAAAGAGUAUUAUAAAUAUAUAUUGACCAGAAAUUAUGAAGAAUUGACGAAAGGAGUUAAAGGCUCGAGAAUUGGUUUUUCAAAUAUUAUGAUGGAGCUGAAAAAGUGCUGCAAUCAUGCUUCACUUGUUAGACCUUAUGUUCAAUGUGAAAUUACGCCCGAAGCUCGUCUCAAGCAAAUAUUAAAAUCAUCCGGAAAAUUAAUUUUGUUGGACAAAUUAUUAUGCCGACUUAAAGAAAAGAGGCAUCGCGUUCUUAUUUUUUCGCAGAUGGUUAUGAUGUUGGAUAUAUUGCAAGAAUACUUACAACUUAGGCGUUUCCCUUCUCAGCGGUUGGACGGAUCAAUGCGUUCAGAAUUGAGGAAGGCAGCAUUAGAUCAUUUCAAUGCUGAAGGCUCUAUGGAUUUUUGCUUUUUAUUAUCUACUCGUGCAGGUGGGCUUGGUAUUAAUUUGGCUACUGCUGAUACUGUGAUUAUCUUUGAUUCUGAUUGGAACCCCCAGAAUGAUCUUCAAGCAAUGAGUCGUGCCCAUCGAAUCGGACAAACUAAGCAGGUGAAUAUUUAUCGUCUUAUCACUAAAGCUUCGAUAGAAGAACGAAUCGUUGAAAGAGCAAAGGCGAAACUUGUAUUGGAUCAUUUAGUUAUACAAUUAAUGGAUAAAUCGGGUCGAACUGUAGUUUCAAAAAAUAAGCCUAGUGCUGGAGCAUUACCAUUUGACAAGCAUGAAGCGAAUGAAAUUUUGAAAUUCAGUGCUCAGAAGAUAUUCAGCUGUAAAGAUGAUGAAGAACAAGAUCUCGAAGUUGAUAUUGAUGAUAUACUCGAACGAGCGGAAACUAACGAAUGUGAAAAUCAUAGCGCCCUUAGUGAUUUGUUGAAUUCUUUCAAAUUUUCGAAUUUCACAUUCAAUGAAGAAACGGACGUUCAAAUAUCUAGGGCCAACAAUGUUUCAAAAAAUUGGGACGAAAUUAUACCGUUAGAAGCACGAGAAAAGCUUGCUGAAGAAGAACGUCUGCAAGCUGAAUUUCAACUUGCUGAACGGCGAAAUCGAGCCAAAGUUAAUAUUGGUCUUGACAAUAGUGGUGAUGAAACUUUGAAAAAAGGGAAAAAGGACGAAUUUCGUGACAGUGAAAAUGAAGAUUCAGAUGAAGAUAGGCCGAGGAGAAGCAAACAAAAAUUAUUUUAUGGUUUUAAUGAGACUGAAAUCCGAAAAUUUGCGAAAAGUUUUCGAAAAUUUGCCAAUCCUUUGUCAAGGCUGGAAGCAAUUGCUCAAGAUGCGGAAUUGGAAGAGCAUGGUAAUGAUGAUUUAAUCCAAUUGGGUAAGGAGCUUUUAGAAGGAUGUAUUAAUGCUCAACAACAAUAUGAAAAACAGAGCAAAACUAUUGAGAAAAAGCAGGCCGAAGAAGGAAAGCGAAAACAGGAUCGUGGGGCAGUGUUUAAAUUGGGAACAACCGAUAUAUAUGUCAGGCCAAUACUUAAAAUGCACGCAGAUUUGAAGCCACUAAGUGAUUUGGUCGUGUCGACGAAUGAUUUGAAUUCCUUGGAAUUGCCGUUUAAUAUGAAACCACCAAAGGGAUGGAGCGUUGAAUGGGGAAUGGAUGAUGACGUCGCAUUACUGCGUGGUAUUUAUCGGUACGGUAUGGGUAGUUGGGAGGCAAUAAAGUUGGAUCCAGAGUAUAGCUUUGCUGAGAAGGUAUUGCUUAAAGACAAAAGCAAAAAGCCUCAAGCAAAACAUUUGCAAGCUCGAGCAGAAUAUCUGCUUAAGCAUUUAGCUGGUCUUGCAAAAUUGCAAUUAAAGAAAAAUAAGCUACAUAAUAAAUUACGAUCUAAAAAGUUACAUUUUAUGUUUGCAUCAAAUUUUUUUGGUCAUUUAAGGAAAAAUUGGGAAGAAAAGUUCACAGUCAAAAAUUGA
This is a messenger RNA of Dracunculus medinensis (Guinea worm), 2730 nucleotides long. The record is from the annotation of a GenBank genome assembly. Lineage: Eukaryota; Metazoa; Nematoda; Chromadorea; Rhabditida; Dracunculidae.